Pygocentrus nattereri (red-bellied piranha) is the source of this 680-nucleotide messenger RNA. RefSeq names its product phosphoinositide-interacting protein. The record is from RefSeq and is a predicted model, not a curated record. The coding region runs from base 97 to 465 and encodes 122 amino acids. The transcript is spliced from 2 exons. Lineage: Eukaryota; Metazoa; Chordata; Actinopteri; Characiformes; Serrasalmidae.
CAUAUACGGCACCGAGCGUCCACACAGAGCCAGCAGGAUCCUCUCCGAACCCCUUUUUAUGGGCCACUGACGUUUGAUCUCUGGACGUUCUCCAACAUGUCAGUCUUGUUGAGCGAGGAGCGGAAGGCGAGCGUAGAGGAGGCCACUUCGCCUCCCAGAGAGACUUCAUUCAGAUUGGCAGUGAAAAGGCGCUGGAACUACUUUCACAAGCCACUGCUGUCUAUUUUAAUCGGGGCGCUGGUGUUUGGCACCGGCACUGCCAUGUCCCUGCUGUACUUCACUCAGGUGGGCAAUGUGCCGUACCUGGUGGGACCCCUGUUUCUGUCUAUGGGACUGAUGUUUCUGGUUACUGGGCUUGUGUGGAUCCCCAUCAUCAAGCAGAAGAUGGUGCACACCGCCAUGAGCCAAAUGGGUCACGACAGACCCCUCCUGCCCCAGCGCGGGAGCGUCGCCACCAUUUCAUAAGAAGAUUUCUCUCUGAGGGCAGGCGAGGGGUGAAGAUUGUACUUUGGAUGAUAAAAUGGAUUAUUUCAGUUCUAAAAUCUAAUUGACUGAGCCACUAUUGAAGUUGUAGUAAACUAAACAAUAACUAACGAGUGGCCAUGUAAACCGAGUGAUUCAGAGCGGUUUUUAUGUGAAAUGGUUCAGAUGUCUUUACUACACACAAAUCUAAACAUUUU